This is a messenger RNA of Trichoderma virens Gv29-8, 1122 nucleotides long. RefSeq lists its product as uncharacterized. The transcript has a single exon. Gene Ontology annotation, molecular function: catalytic activity. The coding region runs from base 1 to 1122 and encodes 373 amino acids. The record is from RefSeq and is a predicted model, not a curated record. NCBI's taxonomy places the organism in Eukaryota, Fungi, Ascomycota, Sordariomycetes, Hypocreales, Hypocreaceae. Gene Ontology annotation, biological process: nucleoside metabolic process.
AUGCCUUGCCAAGGACCGUCCGGACGCGAAGAUUUCGAGAUCGCCCUAGUUUGCGCUUUAGAAACGGAAUUCGAAGCAGCAUGCUUGGUUGUUGAACAAUUCUGGGACGGGGGUGAAGAUUUCUAUGGGAAAGCGGCGGGAGACAUGAACAGCUACCGAACCGGGCGCAUUGGUAGGCACAAUAUUGUGCUAUUGUUGCUGUCUGGAAUGGGAAAGGUUCGUGCCGCUCAUGCGGCAGCAAAUCUACACUCGAGCUUUACAAGGUUGCGCCUGGUACUAUUGGUUGGAGGUUGUGCAGCGACACCUCGAGUCGAUGAUGCUGAAAUCUUGCUCGGCGAUGUCAUCAUCAGCACAGGUGUGGUGCAAUAUGACUUUGGGAGAAAGUAUCCAGGUGGCUUUGUGAGAAAAGAUUCUGCGAGAGAUAAUCUGAGCAAACCAUGCAAAGAAGUGGAAAAUAUUUUGGCUGCGCUUCAAGUGUCUAAUAUGAAGAGCUUGCUCGCUGAAAGAACAGCUGGGCUACUUCUACGCUUACAAAAUACAACCGCUAAACAUGGCUAUGGGAUAAAGUACCAGUAUCCAGGAAUUCGUGAAGACAAGCUUUAUGAAGCGACCUAUCGUCAUAAACACCAUGUCGCAAUCACAGAUUGCAGCGUCUGCAGUCAAUCGGACAAUAUCGUGUGCGACGCAGCGCUGCAAACUCCCUGUGAGGAUCUUGGGUGUGAAAAAAGUCACUUAGUAUACCGCAAGAGGCUCGAGGAAAAAUUGCAAAUAUGCCAAAGCGGGGAUAUUUCACACCAAAACCCGGCCAUCUUCUUUGGGAUAUUUGGCUCUGGUGACAUGGUGAUGCGGUCUGGCGAGGACCGGGACGCCCUUGCUGAUAGAGAGAAAGUGAUAGCCUUCGAGAUGGAGGCUGCUGGAAUAUGGGAAGAAGUUCCUAGUAUAAUUAUCAAGGGAGCAUUCGACUAUGGCGACUCGCACAAAAACAAACGAUGGCAAGCCUUUGCCUCCGCGACGGCUGCUUGUGCCGCCAGGGCAGUUAUUGAACAGCUCGCAUGGACAGACAGAGGAGAGUCUAGGCUGCUUUCUCGAGGUAUAGGUAUGGAAAUACCUUUCAUUUCUUAA